Trichoderma virens Gv29-8 is the source of this 3315-nucleotide messenger RNA. RefSeq lists its product as uncharacterized. Gene Ontology annotation, molecular function: NAD+ poly-ADP-ribosyltransferase activity. The record is from RefSeq and is a predicted model, not a curated record. The annotation marks the transcript as partial. NCBI's taxonomy places the organism in Eukaryota, Fungi, Ascomycota, Sordariomycetes, Hypocreales, Hypocreaceae. The transcript is spliced from 5 exons.
AUGGGCCUAAAGCAGUUCAACCAAGAUAUAGCCGCGUCUAAAACAACAGAUAUCAAUGGAGUAUCCAACAUUCAACGAGGAGACUCUGAUGGCGAGGUUGUCUUUACCUGGUCUUCCAGUGAUACCACAUUGUCCCUCGAUAUUCGAGUCUUGUCAGACGUCGACUCCUAUCCAAAAGGCUCGAGCGUAAUGAUUUUCACAGAUUCGGAGCAUUCGGCUGUCGAUGUCCCCUCCCUCCUUGAACGUUUGUCGGCUUCUCUUGCAAACAAGAAUAUCCAGACCGUCAUAAAGGCCGUUGCGGACAAGCUUUUUAUCAAGGUAGAGACCAGCGCUGAAGCGGAUGGAAAUGAUGCAUGGGAUGCCGACUCGGACGAUGCGUUAGGUUCUUUUGAUGAGGAAGAGCUAGAAUCAGAGUACGAGGAUGACAUGGAUGACGACUACACUUUUCAGUCAGCCUCCUCUCGGCCACCUGCGAACCAACUUGGCGAGAGUUCACUUUCAUCCAUCCGUCUAAAGAAAGACUUACGAACGGCUCAAUCAGCCGGUAUCUCAGUGGGAAUUUUCCCUAGGAGGCCUCUUCGAGAAGCCGAGUUCUUUUCCCUAUCCCUCCGAGCAAGCAAGCUUGGUAUCCCCGAACAUGCUCUGGAAGCGUGGGGCCUUGAACCUCACGAUUAUGUCGUUCUCUUAUGCCGAUUUCCGUCGCCUUAUCCGCCUAUUUCGAAGCUUUUAAGUGACAACAAAUGGAAACCGCAGUUUCGUUUUGGGAAGUGCUCAACGCCCAAGCCGUCUAUUAGUACGGCUCGUUUCGCAUUGUCGACUUCAUCUGGCGCAAUGGACGACAAGGCCAAAGAUGCUAGCGGAAGCUUUAUGCCUCUUUACAUAUCCAACUCAAUCAACAUGCUUAUGAAUCAUGAGUUCCUAGCAUUACUAAAGAUAAGACGGGGUGAAAGUUGCUCUUGGGAUGGAGCUCUAAAUCGCUUCAAAGUGCGCACCAUGGGUGGCUCUCCGGCGGAUGCAAACAUGGCGGAUGCCAACAUUUUAGACAAUGACACAUCCGACCCUCCAGUUUCCAAACACGCGAUACCAUCAUUAAGCCAUGACUAUGCCUUAGAUCAGGACGAGGAUUUCAGCCUUGCUAUGGUCGCUAUGCAGCUCGCACUACGUCGCUUUGCCCGCUGUACAAAGUAUUGUAUGGUCUGUCACCAAAGGCUAGAAGAUGAAUUUGAGGCUCUCAAGCCCUAUAUCUGCUAUGGUCCUCUGUGUGCUUACCAGUUUACGACCCUUGGCUUAGGCGCAAGCAUCGAGCAUGAGAUUGUCAGCAACCCAUACGUCGUUGACAUCCUGGUUAGCUUCUUUGCUGCAGCUCUUGGCAGCCCUAAGAGCUUACGGAAUUUCCCUGUUGGCCUAGGCAUGAAGUGCAUUUACACUGGAGUUGAAGAUAAAGCGGCAGUGCGUAUCGCUGCCGAAGCUUGCUUUUACGACAGGACAAUUCGCUUUGGUCCAGAUGCCUAUGGAAUGAUGAACCCGAAGAUCAGGGUGGGCGAUUCGCUCAUGGUAGUCGUCGGGGGCUCGGAUGACAUUCCAGUGGCAUCACUACUCCAAGGAGAUUCUGAGAGACAUAAUUGUAAAGUGACAGACAUUGUAGCUAAUCUCUACAAAUUUGACGUCCUUACAACCUUUACAACCCCCCUGGACGUGCUGCCUUUACGGGAAGAUGAACGGCCUACGGAGAUUUCGAAUGCUAAAAGAGAAUGGAAAAAGGUCAUAAUAUUUCAGUAUUCUUACGAUAUCGAUAAUCUCAACGAGACUAACCGCUCUGCUGCUCUAGUAAAAGGAUUACCGCCCCAGUGGAUGCAGUUCCGCUUUUUACAAGGAACUCCGGAACGAGAAAACCUCUUUAUGAAAGAGGUUACUGCCGUAUCCCAGUCUAAAGGGGAGCAAUCAAAGUUCCCUACCAUCUUUGCCUGGCAUGGUAGCAGUCUUCAGAACUGGCAUAGCAUCAUACGAACAGGCCUCGAUUUUAAUACAGUUCAGAACGGGCGCGCUUAUGGAGACGGGGUGUACAUGAGCAAUGAUUUCCUAGUCAGUUUGGGUUAUUGCCGAAAAAAUCCACUCGCGGAAGUCCGCUGGCAGAAUUCUAUGCUCAAGCCUUCUGCCGCCAUCAGCAUCUGUGAGGUCGUUAAUCGAUGCGAUCAGUUCGUGAAAGUAGCGCCUCAUUAUGUAGUCAAUCAAAUCGAAUGGAUCCAGUGUAGGUAUCUAUUCGUCUCUGUAGAUCCAACACCAGAAGCUACACGGCAGCCAUUUCCCACCAAGCCCAGAGAGACAUGCACGGGACACGUGCCCCAACAGCCUUCAAGAUCGCUCACUUCUACCAGUGGCGUAAAGGUGAAUAUUCCCCUGUCGGCACUACCAUCGAACCGUCGGCAACUCGGCCAAAGUAGCAAUACAGUUGAUGGCCUUGAGCCAUCUAAAGCAUUAAACCCGCCAGAGAUAUCGUUUGACAGCGACCAUGGCGAAACGGAUCACGAACUCCUUCUAGAUUCCGAGGAGGAUGACGCCGACGACGAUACAACGCGCUCCUCAACUAAGCGUCGAAGCUCAUCAAUGGACUCUAUGGAUAAGAGAAGCCAUAAACUCAGCUCUGCAGCAUAUGCUCAAAAAAUGCCCAGUGAGGAUGCGGUUGUGCGACUCACGACUGAAUUUGUGCCUGGAAGUCUGGAUCUGGGAUCUCUCCCAAAGCUCCCGGAUCCGAGCUGGGCAUCAACUGCUCCAACUGCACUCAAAAGCCUGAACCGCGCCAUCAAAGAGCUGCAUGAGAUUCAACUCCGCGAGAACCUCACAUCCCUUGGAUGGUACAUUGACUUUGAGAAGAUAAGCAAUAUCUUUCACUGGACUGUUGAGCUGCAUAGUUUCGAACUUGAGCUUCCUCUGGCACAAGACAUGAAAAAAAGGGGCUGCACCAGUGUCGUACUCGAAUUUCGCUUUGGAGCCAAUUUUCCCUUCUCCCCUCCCUUUGUUCGCGUUAUACGGCCAAGAUUCCUACCAUACGCCAGGGGAGGCGGGGGCCAUGUUACGGCUGGAGGAGCAAUUUGUUCCGAGAUGCUCACCAAUUCAGGCUGGUCGGCAGUGAUGACGAUGGAAAAGGUCCUUUUACAGAUACGCUUGGGACUAGAAGAACGCGAACCUCCAGCGAGAUUAGAUCCGGCUGGUGGAAUGAACAAUAUCCGCGACUACGGCAUCGGCGAGGCUGUUGAUGCCUACCAACGAGCCGCGAGAUCACAUGGCUGGGCGAUUCCAGAAGACCUCACGGCGAUU